AUGACAAACACAGAUGCAAUUAAAAGUGCAACGCCAAAAUCAACUCUCGGCAAACGUGCCGCUAAGAAAAUCUGGAAAUUAUUAACUGUAAAUACGCAGCCUGAUAAUGGUGAUGGCGGUGGUGCACAUGACAUUCCCACCACAACGCCUGCGCGAAUUGUGCAUGGCUCGAAGGCAUGUCGUGACAUGACGUCGGCACCAGUGCCAGACACCUUCGUUAAUGAUAAGGCCUCCACAAUAUCCCUUUCCACCAAAUACUCUUCCACGAAUUCAUCCUCGACUCUUGAUUCCAACUCUCAAAAGUCCGUGUGCACACUUAAUGAGGCUGCCAAAUUAUUUCCACGUAAUAUGCCCAGCAUCAGGCGUAGUCGUCGGCGUCUGCAACAGAACGGCGGCAGUGGCACGCAACGUGCCACAAGUCGAGAGAAGUCAGCAACAGGCACUGCAGCAGGCACAACCGCAAAAGCAAUUUUCAAUGCCUCACAAAAAAGUGCCUUUGCCAGGGUUUCCCAAACACAUAGUGUUCCGACCAUAAAUCCCAAUAAAUCAUUAUCCAAAAAAUCCAAAACUAACUGUUCUAAGCAUCAUCGUACCAGUAACACGGCAUCCAAAACCACAGCAGUUACACAGAGCUUGCCACAAAAGAAAUGCUCGAAAACUAGUCAAAAUCGAAUAAAUGAAAAGUCCAGUAAUAAAAAAUUAACCAAACACCAGGCAAAAAUUCAUCAUGCUACUCCAUCAUCAGUAGCGUCAGCCAUGACAUCAAAAUCAUUGCCACAGCCACAGCAGACCAAGCUAACGCCCAAAUUGUCUCAAACGCAUUACCAAUGCACCGGCACCAGAACGAGCUCCAGCACCAGCGAUGUUGACGCCAUGCAUUCGCAACAAUCCAGUCUGAUCAGCUAUGAUCUGAGUUGUACUACCAGCCAACAGAGCAUCAUUACCAAUGACAACAGCAAUGUUGGCCACAAACUUGUCCCGAACAUGUCAGAUGACACAAUUCUAUCAUCGGGCAUUUCAUGUCCCAGUGAAACACACUCCGAAGCGAGUGCCACCGACUCGCCAACGUUCCAUCAAACGCCUGUCAUACAUCAGACGGUGGCUAAAGCAUUUCAAUACAAUCAACGACAUAAUCUUGUCAUGGACGAUAAUCCAGACGAAGAUGCACUUAUUUCAUUGGAGCUGGAAAUGAUAACUGGUCGCUGUGCCGGUGAACAGGACAGCAGUGGAUUGCUAGCCAAAAAUACAAUUGCUACUUCUUCUUCGUCGUCGUCUUCUUCUUCUCCUUCGCAAACGACAGAACCUUCUACGAAGGUGUUGGGUUUGCAAAAUUUGAAUAGAUGUCGCAACCGCAAUGCUGUCUGGAUGCAUGCCACCGUUAGCGAUGAUCAACAGCUAAGUGACAUCGAAGAACAGUUACAGAAAAUUCAAAUAACGCCACACACCGGCAUUUGUGACUGCUUAACUCAUCAUUCGCCCUGGCAGAGUACAGCAGCGGGGUGUAUGUUGAGCAUGAAUCAACCGCCUUAUUUGUUGGCUUGUGCCCCGCAGGCAUGUGAAGAAUACCAGGGCAAACGGAAGGCUUUAACCGGCAAUGCGCUCAAUAUCAGUAAGACAAACACCACAGAUUAUUUACAGAAGUUGCAAGCUGGGCUGAAUGGAUGGUUGGCUGGAUGGCUGGCUGGUUGA
Musca vetustissima is the source of this 1689-nucleotide messenger RNA. Its product is annotated as mucin-5AC-like. Lineage: Eukaryota; Metazoa; Arthropoda; Insecta; Diptera; Muscidae. The transcript is spliced from 2 exons. Bases 1 to 1689 code for a protein of 562 amino acids. The record is from RefSeq and is a predicted model, not a curated record.